ACACAGUCAGACAUCACCGGAGCAUCUCCUGUACGCGCAGUCAGUCUAUCGCCUCACUAUAUACAGCAAACAUGUCGAUGAAAGCAGCCGUCGUUUCGGAGCGCGGAGGACCGGAGGGGAUGAAGAUCACAAAGAUUGCGAUUCCUACGCCGUCCGAUACACAGGUACUGGUCAAGGUGCACGCCUACGGUCCGAACCCCAUCGACGUGCUCAUCCGUGCCGGCCACUUCCCGCCGCCGCCCUUCGUCACCGGCGGCGGCAGCGUGCCGUACACCGACGGCAUGGACGGUGCCGGCACGGUCGAGAGCGUCGGAUCCAAGGUCAAACAUCUGAAGAAAGGUGAACGCGUCUUCUGGCUGUUCAGCGCUACGGGAACAUGCGCCGAAUACGCCCUAAUCGACGCCAAAUUCGUCUUCCAUCUAUCGCCGAAGUUGAGCUAUACGCAGGGAGCUGCGCUGGGCAUUCCUUUUCUGACUGCACUGCGAGUCAUCGACAUCAAGGCGCACGCAAAGAAAGGGACGACCGAAUGCUCAUCCACGGAGCUAGUGGCGCGGUGGGACUGCUGGCCGUACAAAUCGCUAAGCUGCGAGUCUGAAUGUCAUCGCUCUGCGGGUACGGCUGAAGUAUUAGAGCUGGUACGAAAGUGCGGCGCAGACCACGUCGUUAACCACAGAGACGCAGAGAGACUCGGCAGACAGAUCCUGGCUAUAACAAAAGGGGCCGGUCGUUGA
This is a messenger RNA of Priapulus caudatus, 731 nucleotides long. Its product is annotated as quinone oxidoreductase-like. The record is from RefSeq and is a predicted model, not a curated record. NCBI's taxonomy places the organism in Eukaryota, Metazoa, Priapulida, Priapulimorpha, Priapulimorphida, Priapulidae. Gene Ontology annotation, cellular component: cytosol. Gene Ontology annotation, molecular function: quinone reductase (NADPH) activity; mRNA 3'-UTR binding; NADPH binding. The transcript has 6 exons. Bases 72 to 731 code for a protein of 219 amino acids.